Molecule: messenger RNA, 576 nt
Organism: Exophiala bonariae
Lineage: Eukaryota; Fungi; Ascomycota; Eurotiomycetes; Chaetothyriales; Herpotrichiellaceae
Exons: 1
Coding region: 1-576 (191 amino acids)
Source: RefSeq, a predicted model, not a curated record
AUGUCUUCCGAUCUUGAUCGCAAUCUUCGAAUACCUCUCAAAGACCAAAAUCGUGACUCCAAGCUUCAUCUGGAAUCAAUAUGGGGCGAUCUCAGAUCUCGAACAACAGAACGUACAAAUUCCCCUGAUGAGGCAGGAAAAGAUGCCCAGCAGAGCUUAGCAAUGGAGGACACAUCAGCUCUCAGGAAUUAUGUUAAAGAGUAUACACCGUUCGCCAAGCCACGACAUGGUCAGAAUCAAAAGAUCAACAGAAUCAAGCACGAGUCCCCUUGGAAGGCUUACAAGAGCGGAUACGAUCUCAAGCUGGACCAAUUUGUUACGGUCGCAGUUCGCAAAGCCCCUGGGGCCGGCAAGGUCGCCAUCAGGGAAUUCGAUCGGCAAGAUGGGGAUCGAAAAAUUGAGAUGUUGUGGAGCGUCCGUCAUGAGAGAUUUGUCAACUUGCUAGAAAUUUUUGAGGUUGGUGACACAUAUUACGCCGUUUUCGAGCACAUUUUCGUCACCCUCGUCCAGGUGGUGAAUUGCCCAGCCUAUCCAACCGAGCGGCAACUCGCAGCCAUUAUUGGGCAGGUGAACUAA